AUGAGCGAAGAUUUUCUGGCUGCGCCUGAUUAUUUCCGUGGCAUUAAUGUCCACGUGAAGUGCACGCCCUCUUUUUCGAGCAGAAUCAUUUGUCUUGCGUACAAUUCGGAUCGGCAAUUGGAUUUGCGGUUUUUUAUAAAACAUUCAGACCCAUUGCCCUCUUCCUCCAGCACCAUCCAAUGCACGGGCGCUCUUCUUUCUGUCGAGCUGGACGACACCUUCCCACAGGGCUAUGUGCAAGUGAAUUCUUCGCCAUAUUUUGGCUUGCUCGGGUGCCUUCAGAUUGAUCGCCUGGCAUAUAUCCUUUUGAUUUCCAGGGCCACGCCAAUAGCUGUUACGCUUGGCGAUCCCAUGUAUCAAAUUAACCAUGUCGAGGCCAUUUCGUUAACUGAUGCAAAGUAUGAUUUAUUUUCCCCCGUUCCAUGGGCGUCCUCGAUUUCUGAGGCGUCCGUGGAGAAAUCUGCCUCUUGUAUUGACAUCCUGAAGGUUUUAAGCGAUGGUACAUUUUAUUUUUCGCUUUCCUCCAACCUUUCUCUUUUGACACAAAAGAGGUUGGCACCCUAUCCGCCUUCGCCAGUAUUUCCGGAUUGCCUUUCACACUUUUGUUGGAAUGAAUAUCUUAUUGAGCCUUUCAUUUCCUUUUUUAAAAGUAAUUCAUCGGCCGAGCCCCGACUAACCGAAGCGUUUUCUUCGCCUCCUUUUCGAAUUCAUAUUAUCAGAGGAUAUGUUGGGCAAUUUUUCUUAACCGGCGAAGAGUCAGCGGAAGAAAUGCCCGAUAAUGUCGAGGAAUUGAGCAUGAAAAAAUAUAGCCUCAACUCGCUGGUAAAAUCCAGUAUUUCCAGUGCACUAAGAAUGGCAUCGACUCGUUUGGGUCUUGGUGCAUCUGGAACAUCGGGCUCCAAAUAUUCCAAGAAUGCCACCUUACCGUCGUUAACUAUAUCGUUUGAUGAAACCUCCACCCUUGACAGUAGCAAUUCUUUCUUGUUAAUUUCACGGGUCGGCUCGAAAAGAGCCGGAACCAGGUUCUUGACACGAGGAGUUGACGAUGACGGAAAUACUGCCAAUUUUGUGGAGACCGAAAUGAUUUUGGAGACGGACGGAAAACUUUUUUCAUUCGCCUCAGUCAGGGGUUCCGUGCCAGUGUUUUGGGAGCAACAGGGCUUCCAAAUUGGAAACCACAAGAUACAAUUUACGCGAAGCUUGGAUGCCAGCGACCUUUCAUUUAGGGAGCAUUUUAGUGAUCUGCUUCAUAUGUAUUCUUCCCCGGUCUACGUGGUCAAUCUCCUGUCUUCGGAUAUUAAUCAGCCCGAAAAUGCGCUUAGUCGUCGCUUUUAUAGGCAUAUACAAAUGCUAUCCAAAACACCCGCUGGCUCUUCAAUCCACUAUGUUCCAUUUGACAUGAAUUCUGUACUCGGGGGAGUUGCUUAUGACUCGCUUGCUGCAAUACUGUCCUCCGUGAUCACGGUAAAUUUCAUCGAAAAUAUCGGGCUUUUUAUUUUUGACAAGAAUCGAUCGGCCAUUCUGUCUACACAGAAAGGCGUCUUUCGCAUCAAUUGUCUUGAUUGCCUAGAUAGGACUAACGUCAUUCAGUCGCUUAUUUCACAAUCCGUUUUGAAGCACAUACUUUUACAAGUGGGGGGCGGAUCCAUUUUAAGCACAGUUUCGUCUACAUCGUCGUUUUCUUCCAAGUUCAACUGUGCAUGGGCAGAUAACGGAGAUGCGCUUUCUUUUUUAUAUACGGGAACGGGGGCCUUGAAAUCCGGAUUUACUCGCACCGGGAAAAGGACCCUUUAUGGGAUCGUCGAUGAUUUGAAGAAAUCCACGCAACGGUUCUAUGUGAAUACUUUUCAAGAUAAGUAUCGACAGAAACUGAUCGACUAUAUUCUGGGCAAGGGUCCGUCCAAAAUUCAUUUGUUCUCCGACAAAGCUGCUCUCAACAUCGACUCGCCUUUUACCGAAUGCCGUGAUAGCCAUUUUGAAGACGAAAUGCCGCUUUGUGCGCCCAAAUUUAACCUAUUAAUUUAUUGCUGCACCUAUAAUAUUGGCGGUGAGCUGCCUGAGCAUAUAAAUUUCGGCAUGCUUUUAAGACCGCUUUGGAAAGCCUGCAAUGACCAAGCGCCAGAUAUGUUUGUCAUAUCGCUACAAGAGGCUGUUGAGCUGUCUCCUCACCAGGUGUUAACUUCAGAUGAUACUUCUCUGGCAUCCAUGUGGGAAAGCCACAUUGAAAAAUAUUUAACCGGAUUUUUCCCCAAAACCAAAUACAUUUUCCUUUCCUCCAUUCAGAUGGUUGGGCUAGUUAUGAUCCUAAUCAUAUCUAAGCCGUUGCUUCCACAAAUAAGAAAGGUAGAGCGCUUUACUGGCUUUGGCGGUGUUACGGGAAACAAAGGAUCCAUCGGGUUGCGCUUUGAGCUUGAAAUUGGCACCAGUUUUUGCUUCAUUAAUUCUCAUUUUUCAUCUGGACAUGACAACGUGACCCUUCGUAAUAGAGAAUACUAUUCCGUUUUCAACGACACCGUAUUUCCCUCCGGGCUUUCCAUUGAUUGCCAUUCGUAUGGUUCUGUAUUUUAUGCUAGUAAUAUCAUUUGGAUGGGAGAUCUGAACUACAGGAUAGAUGUUCCCUUGGAUGCAUUUAAAAUGGACAACAUCUCAACGGAGUGGUUAUUGUCGCUGCUUCCAAAUGACCAGCUGCUCAAAGAAAAGCAAUCCGGGGCUAUUUUUGAUGACUUUAAGGAGGGUGCAAUCUCAUUUCCACCUACGUACAAGUUCUCCUCAAACGCGAACACCCUUGCUAAGCCCCUAGAUCUCGAAUCCCCGGGUGGACAGAUAGAAUUCUAUUUCAAGCCGAAAAAAUGGUAUUCCGUGUCGUGUUAUUUGUGUACUAGAACCUGA
This is a messenger RNA of Mitosporidium daphniae, 2889 nucleotides long. RefSeq lists its product as uncharacterized. The coding region runs from base 1 to 2889 and encodes 962 amino acids. The record is from RefSeq and is a predicted model, not a curated record. Gene Ontology annotation, cellular component: endoplasmic reticulum. Gene Ontology annotation, molecular function: phosphatidylinositol-4-phosphate phosphatase activity. The transcript is spliced from 7 exons. Gene Ontology annotation, biological process: phosphatidylinositol dephosphorylation. NCBI's taxonomy places the organism in Eukaryota, Fungi, Microsporidia.